Messenger RNA from Bubalus bubalis (water buffalo), 12753 nucleotides. It is a transcript of the gene GPR135, whose product is annotated as G protein-coupled receptor 135. The record is from RefSeq and is a predicted model, not a curated record. Lineage: Eukaryota; Metazoa; Chordata; Mammalia; Artiodactyla; Bovidae. The transcript has 5 exons. Gene Ontology annotation, cellular component: membrane. Gene Ontology annotation, molecular function: G protein-coupled receptor activity. Bases 3077 to 4567 code for a protein of 496 amino acids. Gene Ontology annotation, biological process: G protein-coupled receptor signaling pathway.
CUGACUUAAUGGACAUGAGUUUGAGCAAACGCUGGGAGAUGGUGAAGGACAGGGAAGCCUGGUGUCCUGUAGUCCAUGGGGUCGCAAAGAGUCAGACAUGACUGAGCGACUGAACAACAAGGGUUUACUUAAUCCAUGGUGGAUGCUGGUGCUUGCUUCUGGCAGGCACGUGUGGUACAUUUUGGAGCAGGAACCUCUAUACCCUUGGUGCAGAGCUCCAGGGAAUAGGAGCCAGGAACUUGGGUUCUAGCCUCGGCUUCUUGUUUGUGCUCUUUCGACCCAUCUGCUGAUGCUCUGAGGUGGAUGUCUAUGGAUUUGGUCAGCACCAUUCCUUUCCCCUUCUUUUAUCAACAACACUCUCCUUUUCCUUUGGGAAACUAUCCAUCCCCAGCAUGUAGCCUUGCUGAGGCUGCCAGGCAAGGGUACUCCAGUCAGACUCUCCCCACUAAGACCUGGGAUCUUGCGAGAAAUGACAUAAGGUCUGAAAAAUGGUUGAAGCAGACUUAUUCCUGUAGAUCCCUAAAGAGAUGGUUCUCAGUUCCUCUACCCGUAGAGUUGCCCUGACUUCUUGUGCUCUUGGGGUUAGCUAUUAAGGACUAUCCUUUUGAACUGCCCCCAUCCUUCUGGCCAAUUCUGUUUUUGCUUAAAUGAGACAGAAACCUCAUUGUAUUGCUUAUAUCCAAAGACCCCAAUCCAGACAUGAAUCCUUAAAAUCUCUUCCCCUCCUUCACUGUAAAUGCUUAGUUCAGACUUGUUAUUUCUCUCCUGGGCUAUUACAGUGCCUUUUCUUAACUGGUCUCCCAGUUGCUAGACUCUUCCUAUAGUCAUUAUAUGUUUAAACAUCUAUGACAUUGUAAUAUAUAUGUGUUUGCCUAAAACCGUAAGGUUCUUUGGGCUAGGAUCCUGGUUUCUGAAAACCUAGUACAGAGAAGGUUUUCAAAAGAAAACAGAAGUAAUCUAUUAUAUAUUUUUGAUUUAGUUCCGUGGUUUUCAGCUGAGGUUGGCCCCCUCACCCUCUUCCCCGACAUUUUGCAAUGUCUGAAGACAUGUUUAGUUGUCACUACUGCCGUCCCACAGGUAGCGACUAGGGAUACUGUUAAACAUCCUACGAUGCAUAGGGUAGCCUCCACAAGAAAGAACUAUCUGGCUCAAAAUGUCAAUAAUGCCGAGACCAAGAAAGCGAGUCUUAUUUUACCACCCUGCUGUGCUGUGUUAGCUGCUCAUUUGUGUCCAGUUCUUUGCGAUCCCAUGGACUGUAGCCUGCCAGGCUUCUCUGUCUGUGGGGAUUCUCCAGGCAAGAAUACUGGAGUGCGUUGCCAUGUCCUCCUCCAGAGGAUCUUCCCAACUCAGGGAUUGAACCCAAGUCUCCCGCAUUGCAGGCAGAUUCUUUAACAUCGGAGCCACCAGGGAAGCCCUUUUACCACCUUAAAUGAACUUUAUUUUAUACUGUAAAUUUCCAGUAGGAUUUCUUUCCCCACCCAAAUGAGCACCCAAAACACUAAUAUUGUUGAUACUGAGACCUGAAAGUAUACUAAUCAUUCUUUAGAUCAGUGUUUCUCAAACUUGCAUCAGAAUCACUAGCAGGGCUGGUAGCUGGGCUCCAUCUGCAGAGUCUCAGAUUCAGUAGAUUUGCGGUAGGGCCUGAGAAUCUGCAUUUCUAACAAGUUCCCAGGUCAUGCCAGUGCUGCUGGUCCAGGGUCCACACUUUGCAGACCACUGCUUUAGAGAACCUAAGGGUUUAUUACACUUUCCCCCGUAAGAUGCCAUGCCCAGAAACUUGAGAUGCAAGCUUCCCUGAGCAAGCACACCCUUCCUGUUCCUGAAAUCUUCCUGCCAGAUACCUGGAGCUGCAUCUGUGGCAACUCCAGCACCUAAACUCAAAACAUAUCACCUUCCAGAGAACUGACAAAGACUGAAAGCAGGGCAAGGAAGCAGCGACUCUCCCCUCUUCCCUGAGAUGUGAGACAGUAACGGUCCUGAGGGCCAGGCCCUUGAAAGCAAGGUGACAUCCCUUCUCCAGGAUCCGCAUCCUAGCUCCUCAGAGCACCUGUAUCAGAAUCACACUGAGGACUUAGAUUCAUGGGCCCGUCCUCAGUAACCCUGGGAGUCAGCCAGUGACUGCAUUUUAAUAAGCUUACUACAUCAGUGGUUCUCAAAGCCUGGCCUUGGACCAGCAUUAUCAUACACCCAGUAACUUGUUAGAAAUGCACAUUUUCAGACAGGACCCCAUACCUACUGAAUCUGAACCCCUGAAGUUGGACCCAGUCACUUGUAUUUUAACAAGCCUUCCAAGUCAGCAGUCCCCAACCUGUUUGGCACCAGGGACCGGUUUCCUGGAAGACAAUUUUCUCACAAACAGAGCUGGGUGAGGCAAUGGUUUAGGUUUCACCCCCUGCUCACCUCCUGCUGUGCAGUCUGGUUCGAACAGGCCAGGGACCCCUACCGGUCUGUGGCCUGGGGGUUGGAGACCCCUGCUCUAGGUGACUCUUGCCUGCUCAAGUUUGAGAAAAUCUGGUUUAAGUCUUACUGCUCCCUCAUGUUUAAGAUCUCCGAAUUUAGACUGUUUUCCACUUCAGGUUCUAGAUUCCUUUCCUACUUGUAGAUGGCAUAAGCACCCACAGGAAGCAACCAACCCCCUCUCCCCUCCCUACCUCUCUGUAGAACAUGUAUAUGGAACCAGAGAGUGUGAGAGUGAACCCCUUUUGAAUUUGGCCAUCUAAUAUGAGGGCCACUCCCGUUUUAAUCUGGCCGGGCAAUGGUCCCCAGGAACUCCACCUGGCAUUCUCUGAAGCCUACCCACCCUGGCCGCGAAACCGUAGGGAGAAGUGAUGUCCUGGACACGCUUUUCUAAGGGUUCUCGGCCCGCGGCCCGCCCCGCGCUCCUGCGUAAACACGCGGUUCCCUUGACAACGCCUGGAACGCACGUCAAAGGCUCGGAGAGUCUCGGGCGACGGUCACCCCUCCGGCCGAGCGCGACCCCCGGCAGAGGCCUCUGGGCCCGGCCCCGAGCCACCUCGGGCUUGCGGCCUCCUCCCCUGGUGCGGGAUGAGCAGACCUGCGGCCGCCGCGGGGCCCCAUGGAGGAGCAGCCGCCGCCGCCGCUGGUCCGCCCGCCAGUGAGCACGGCCUUAUCGGGCAGCCCACACCCCGGCGCCCCCUCCCCGGCCGGCACGCCUGGUGGGACUUCCUCCGCGGCGACGGCGGUGGCCGUGCUCUCCUUCAGCACCGCGGCGGCCGCGGCGCUGGGGAACCGGAGCGACGUGAGCGGGGCCGACAGCACUGGCGCCGCGGCUGGCGGAGGCCUCGGCGGGCGCGGGGCGGCGGGGAGGCCACCGCUGGGCCCCGAGGCGGCGCCGCUGCUGUCGCACGGGGCGGCGGUGGCGGCCCAGGCGCUGGUCCUCCUGCUCAUCUUCCUGCUGUCUAGCCUGGGCAACUGCGCGGUAAUGGGGACCAUCGUGAAGCACCGGCAGCUCCGCACGGUCACCAACGCCUUCAUCCUGUCCUUGUCCCUGUCGGAUCUGCUCACGGCGCUGCUCUGCCUGCCCGCCGCCUUCCUGGACCUCUUCACGCCUCCUGGGGGCCCGGCGCCCGCCGCCGCCGCCGCCGCCGCCGCCGCGGGGCCCUGGAGCGGCUUCUGCGCGGCCAGCCGCUUUUUCAGCUCGUGCUUCGGCAUCGUGUCCACGCUUAGCGUGGCCCUCAUCUCGCUGGACCGCUACUGCGCCAUCGUGCGGCCGCCGCGGGAGAAGAUCGGGCGCCGCCGCGCGCUGCAGCUGCUGGCAGGCGCCUGGCUGGCGGCUCUGGGCUUCUCCUUGCCCUGGGAGCUGCUCCUCGCGCCCCGGGAGGCCCCGGCGGCGGCGCAGAGCUUCCAUCGCUGCCUUUACCGGACGUCUCCGGACCCCGCGCAGCUGGGCGCGGCGUACAGCGUGGGGUUGGUGGUGGCCUGUUAUCUGCUGCCCUUCCUACUCAUGUGCUUUUGCCACUACCACAUCUGCAAGACCGUGCGCCUGUCGGACGUGCGCGUGCGGCCCCUGACCACUUACGCGCGCGUGCUGCGCUUCUUCAGCGACGUGCGCACGGCCACCACCGUGCUCAUCAUGAUCGUCUCCGUCAUCUGCUGCUGGGGGCCCUACUGCUUCUUGGUGCUGCUGGCCGCCGCCCGGCGGGCCCAGGCCGCACAGUCUCCCUCUCUCCUUAACGUGGUGGCCGUCUGGCUGACCUGGGCCAACGGGGCCAUCAACCCUGUCAUCUAUGCCGUUCGCAAUCCCAACAUUUCGAUGCUCCUAGGGCGCAACCGGGAAGAGGGUUACAGGACUAGGAACGUGGACUCUUUCCUGCCCAACCAGGGCUGGGCUCUGCAGGCUGGAACCCUCAAUCCCCUUCGAAACCGCUGUACCAACCGCCUGGGGGCCUGGAGCACGAUGUCCUCUUCCAACCCGACCAGCGGGGUGGCAGGGGAUAUGGCCAUGUGGGCUCGCAAAAAUCCUGUUGUGCUUUUCUGCCGGGAGGGACCACCAGACCCUGUGACAGCAGCAGCGAAACAAUCUGAAUCCGGGGAUACCAGCCUCUAAGGAGGGCUGGGAUGCAUAGCCUAUGAAGGCAGAUUUCCACCCUCUUCAAUUAACUAACGGAGAGAAUCGUGCAUUUCAUAAAGCCAAACGUUUAAAAAAGAGACAGAGGGGAAGGCUUACCCCUUCCCUCCAAACAACGUAACAAGACAAUGUCCUUUCCUUCAUAAGUGCCAAAAGGAAUGUAAAAUGCAAAAAUUAAAACGAUCUUGCAUUGCACAACCAAGCAUUGUGAACUGUCAGUGCCCAAAAUGACAAAAAUAAAAUUCACAAUUACUGGAAAGCUCAUAUUACAGGAGUCACACUGUGAAACAAACCAAAAAACUCAUUGAAUGCGACUGGUAUUCAUAUACAUAGAGUUCCAGAAAAGAAUGAAGACCUUAAGAACUGCUUGAAGGCCCCUCUAAAUCACCAGCAUUCAGAGGAACUUCAGAUUUCUAGAACCUGCACCUCUGACACAUGCCUAGGGUGCUUAGGUUAGGAGUAGAAAUUUUUAUCUGGCUUUACACACUUUGGUGCAUUUCCUUCCCACCCCCACCCCAUAAUCUUUGUAGAAAAUUUUAAAUUCAUAUCCCAUUUAAAACCAUUUUAGGAUUUUGAAGGUGGUUUAUUACUAUAAAAUUCAACUGUUUGAGGGGCAAACAGAAGUAUGAACAUAAAGAAAUGUGGCUAAUUUUUAAAGUAUUUUGAGAUUAUAUUUAGACAUUAGUGUGCAGCAUCAACCCUCCUGCCCCAAAAUAUUUGUCUGGGAAUCUUUGAGACUUUGACCUUACUCUAACCUGCUACUUUUGUUUCUAAUGAUUUAGAGGUACCACUCUCAGAAAGCUUUCACAUUCUUAAAUGAUUUUCACAGUAGAAAGUCUUUGCAUUUGAAGUAAAUUUGAUUUUUGGAUGCAGCCAAAAAUGUAAUUUAAAGUCAGGUUGAUUGAAUCAUGUGAAUAAUGCAUAUAUAUAUAAUAGGAGAACUCUAUGAAGUUAUUGGCUUAGCUAUCCUAUGGAGUUUUCAACUAAUCAAAAAUGAUUCCAAAGAGGAAUUCAAGAAAUAUUUUGAGAAGUGGAUGCAUUCUUGGAAUGAGCAUAAAGCUCUCCAAGAAGAUUGACAUGUUCUCCUACAUUUGGAAGUUUGGGUAUGUUUGUUUAAAAAAAAAGUUCCUUUAUAGACAUGACAUCUAAAAUAAUGUGAUCUUUAUUCGAAAGGAGAAUGCCUGUGAGAUUAUUAUAUGUAAUAGAGUAUUCAUAACUUAAGCAUAAAGUCAGAGAGGUACCUUAAUCACACUGGAAAUACCUUCAGAAAGGUGCAAAACAAAGAUUUUUUAAGAAAAAAUUCAGAGCACGAUUCAGAAUUUGUAUGGGUGAAAUUUCUCUUAUUAAAUGCCACUGUACAUAGAAUCAUUUGCUCAGAAUUUUGAAAGAUGUUUUUUGUGUUUUCACUGUUUCUUCCAUCUUACUCCUCUUUUCUUCUGUGUUUCACAGCCUUAAUUGAAUAAGUACUUUAAACUAGACAUGAAAUGUAAGCUCUCCUAUAAAGAUUUUAAUGUGAAAUGGCCAUCUUUUUUUCCUUGUAAAGUAUUUAAACAUUUUUGUUAGUAUUUAAUUUUGUGUGUGUGACAGAUGGGUAUAUGUCAUCAUUUUGUAAUCAAAGAUGGAAAUAUAUGAUUCUUGUCAGAACUAAAGAUGUUUUAAUGUUUUUCCCUUUCUCAAGGCAUAAUGCAACCAGAAGUUUAUGAAUUAUCUGUAUAUAUCUUCCUACACUAAGUGUAGUAAAGAGUAAAUGAGAUCAUCUCUCCUCUUUAGUACUUACUAUAACAGUCAGUGCAGCUGAACUCACGUUUAAUAGGUAUAUCCUGUUAAAGGCAGAAAAAAAAAACAGUCAUGUAUUUUUCACACUGUGAGAAAAUGGAAGUCAUGUCUGGUAUUUAGAGGAAAAAGAUAAAAUCUUCCAAUUAGGAAAUUGAAAUUCAAGAACUGUGAAUAGAGGCAGAAAAAGAGAAAUCUUAGGGGAAGGAGCAAACAUGUUGCAAAAUAAGGUAUUGCCUAGGAAGAAGAAUUGAAGGAAGGGAUUUAAAAAUAAACAUAGCAUGAGAUAAACCUGCUUCAUGAGUGAAGACGGACAUCCAUGAGACUGGGGACUCUAGGGUGGUGGCAUGAAGGACUGUAAGCAGAGAAGGAAUUCCCACCCUAACUCUUGGUAGGCAGGCAUAGGAAGUUUUAGGAAGGGGAUGGCUUCAGAAGGAGAUUGUUCUGUUAGUGGUUCUAAGAGGAAUUGUGGGUAAGAAUGGAGAGAGAGAGAAAAUUGCUAAUAUGUUCCUGAAGAAUUUACAGUGUUAUGUUUGUUUUUAAAUUUGAGGUUAUUCAACUGGUCAGUGAUAGAACUAGGACCUGAACCUCAGAGCUCCAUAUUCCCUUCUCUGUUCUCUAUCGCCCCCACAAAGAUCCAUCAACAGAGACACUGAGGAAGAGAAGCUGUGGUACUGUCCUCAUCACCAACACCAUGAUCAUCAUCACCAUCUACUGGUUUUAUUUUGUAUGUCGUGUAGAACAACUUCCUGGAGUGCUAAGGAUACUAAAGGGUAGAAAUCACAUUACCUGCCUUAAGAGGGCAUCCAGCCUGAUUGAGGACUUUGUGCUUUAUAAAAAUUGGUCAUAAUCAGUACUCUUUAGUUUAUCUGUGAGAAAGAAAGGGUGCAGCAUUUUUAGAAGUGGUUAUCAAAGAGAGGAGAUGGAUUUGGAAGCAAAGACAUGUCGAUAAAGUCCAAGAGCCAUCCGGUCCAGCCGUAGAUACUUGGAGACAAAAAUUAGUGCCUUGAAUAAAAGAUGUGAAAGAAUGACCUGCAUAUUUAAAACUUAGACCUUUCCUCAUGACUCUGUGGAAAAAGGAGAAAGAGGAGCUUUGCAAUAUUGGCAUGUAUUAAAUAUUGCUUAGACAUAAGGCCAGAAUAUAAUUCUUCAUAUCUCAUUGUGUUCACAGCUCAAGUAUUUCAUUUAAAUUGCAAUAACAAGUCAUACUUAGCAUAGUACAUGCAUUAGCUCAUUUAAUCUUCAAAACAACCUUCUAAGUAGGGGAGGGGUGUUAUUAUUAUCACACAACCCAUUUUACAGAUGAAAAUACUGAAGCACACAUGGGCUUUGUCUAAGAUCACACAGGAAGUAAGUGCUAGAUUUAUCCCUAGCAGACAGGUGCCAGAAGUCUCAUCUUAACCACUAAACAGUACUGUUUCUCUAAUUUGUAAAAGAUAAUGAAAAACCUGGGAAAGAGCCCAGGAAGAUAAAAACAGGACUUCCCAGAUGGCGCUAGUGGUAAAGAAUCUGCCUGUCAAUGUAGGAGACAUAAGAGACUUGGGUUCGAUCCCUGAGUUGGGAAAGUCCCCUGGAGGAGAGCAUGGCAACCCACUCCAGUGUUCUUGCCUGGAGACUUCCACGGACACAGGAGCCCGGUAGGCUACAGUUCAUAGGGUUGCAAAGAAUUGUACACAACUGAAGAGACUUAGCACAGUACAGAUAAAAACAAUUAUCAAAGUAAUGGGAAAUAGAUAUCAUAAAAUUUAAAAGAAAGUAUUUGUUUAAUUUGGGGAACAGCUAUAUAAGAUGUGUGUUUUAAAAAUAUAUGGACAGAUUUUGAGCAGUUAUUUUCUCAUAUAAACCCCAGUCCUGGAUGACUCCAAUCAUUGGCCUUCUCCAUUCCUGUUCCAGGGUGACUGGGCACAGCUGGAGAAAAUUAAGAGUCAGAUCAGUUAGUUCCCUCUGCACCUAGAACCCAUAGUCUUGCCUGACCCUUCUGCCCUACCCAGCAAUCUGAAUUUCUUCUCAUCAGCUCACUCUUUCUGCCCACUUUAGUGACCCUUCAAACUUUCUCUGCUCAAACUUUUAACCAGUUCUUACUUUUUGGAAGAUCAGUUUUGCUCCUACUUCUUGAAGAAAAUAGAAGCCAUCAGAUACAGAUAUCUUCAUAUUUUAGCCAUCAAAGGAAACACACUAGACUGAAUUGACACCAGUUCUCAGCUCUGUCUUUCUAAUAGUAAAUAGUCUGGUCUCCUCACCAACCUCAUGCUGUUAAUCGGCUCCUUUUUGUGGUAUCCUUUUGUGGUAGCCUUUCCUGCUGAACCAAAUCCUUUCUGAGUUCUUAAGCAUUCUCACUUAAAAGGAAAAAACAAAACCUUUCCAGGUUAUCCAUGUCGUUUCUCUCGCUCCGCUCCUGCCCUUCAACUAAACUUGUCAAAAGAAUUGCCUUCAUUUUUACAGAUCUAGAUCCUAGUCCAUAAGGUUUAUGGUGCAAGAAAGUCAGUUUUAUGCAACUCAGUUUUCCCAAAUCCCCAUUCUUUCAGAUGGCAGAAACUUAAGAUGGGUUUAAAUAAGCCCAGGCCCUAUGGACUUUUCUAGAACCAAGGCCCAGUGAAUGUCAGUCUUCAGUGGUCAUCUGUAUUGCAUCUGCUGAAGUACCCAUCCAUGUGUCUCUGGUCACAUCCAUAGAAGGUUGUGUGAAUUAUCCCUACUCAAUUCGAGAGAUUAACAAAGGUCCGUCUAGUCAAAGCUAUGGUUUUUCCAGUAGUCAUGUAUGGAUGUGAGAGUUGGACUAUACAGAAAGCUGAGCACCGAAGAAUUGAUGCUUUUGAACUGUGGUUUUGGAGAAGACUCUUGAGAGUCCCUUGGACUGCAACAAAGAUCCAACCUGUCCAUCCUAAAGGAAAUCAGUCCUGAAUAUUCAUUAGCAGGACUGAUGUCUAGGCUGAAACUUCAAAUACUUUGGCCACCUGAAGUGAAGAACUGACUCAUUGGGAAAGACCCUGAUGCUGGAAAAGAUUGAAGGCAGGAGAAGAAGGGAUGAUAGAGGAUGAUUUGGUUGGAGGGCAUUACGAACUCAGUGGACAUGAGUUUGAGUAAACUCCAGGAGUUGGUGAUGGACAGGGAGGCCUGGUGUGCUGCAGUCCAGGGAGUCGCAAAGAGUCAAACACGACUGAGCGACUGAACUGAAUAUGAGAGAACACAGCUCUCAAGUUAGCCAACUUUAGAGCCCUUCUUUGGACACAAAGAUUAUUACUCCAUCUCAGCACCAACAGAGGGCUGUGACAACCCCUAUAAUGCUAUCUCAGGCUGGUUUUUUUUUAAUUGAUUUUUAAUAUUUUUGAGGAGCCCUGUGACUCGAAACUUUUUAGUAUCAUUGGGUCAAUAAAUCAAAAUGAUAAAUAAAGUAUAUGUUGGAGGUUCUACUUAUGAAAUGGCAGUGAGGAGCCCUGUGACCUGCUCUUCAGUGAAACAAGUGUAGCUGGUGAAAAUUAUUUAAAAAGCAACCAUUUGAAGUCUUUGGAUUGUCAUAAGAGCAAAACGAUGGAUAACAGUCAGAUUCAUUUCAUCUGCCUUCACUAAUUAAAUUCAUUUUAAGACUUGCAUGUCCUCCAAGCAACAUAUAGCCUAAGAUGUUGGCCCAAGUUAUUUUCCAGGAACUUGGAGUCAGCUGCAUCUAGUUUGAGCUGAGCUGAUUAAGAUUGGAUAGGACCCCCAGCCCUCCAACUGGGCAUGCUCCAGUGUCCUCUCUGUAACCUUUUGAUGUCAGAUGGCUGAAAACUCCACCCUCAGAUGAUGCUAAGCACCUACACGUUUGAACUGCAGACGCCUGUAGCUUGGUUACACCUGUCUUAGUUACAGCCAGUUACUGCGCCUUUUCCCAAUGACCUUUCCCACUCUCCCCACACCUCAGACUGCCCAACGUCUUUAUUCCUUAUCCUAUGAGCACCCGCGCCCUUGCCUUUGGGGAGGCGGAUUUGAGAUUCCUUCAUCCAUCUCGCUUGACAGCUGUGGGAAUGAACCUCUUUGCUACACAACUCAGUGUCUCAGCAUUUUGCUUGCUGUAAGUUGGGCAAGAUGAACCUGGUUCAUUAACAACAGCAUGUAGCAAAUGAAGAAAUGUUUAUGCAAGAAAAUCCACUAUAACUCAGUAAGAACAGCUACAGUGGGUAGAACUUGAAUUAUAACCCACUCCUUCUCCCAGCUCACUGCGACAGAGACUCCGUUUCAGCAAUCGGUGAGAGUUCCUGUUGCUCCACAUCCUCGUCAGUGUUUGGGGUUCUGACCCUUCUAACAGAGUCACAAACAGCAAGAUGAAGUGAUGGAAACUGAAUAUGGAGUUGGCUCCAGCAGGCUCAAGUUUAACCUUUCAGUAGCACCACCAAGAAGCACGCCGGAAAGGGUUACGAGGGCUCAUGGGAGAGACACCAACAGACUAGAGGUGAAUUCUUUACCAUCUGAGCCGCAAGACUAGUUAGGAGACAGUGCUUGAUAAUCCGAUGCUGAAGUUGGGGCUCUGCAAACCACGUUUCUGUUUCACCAGUUGCCUUUUCUGCAGGCUUUGCCACCAGAGGGCAGCUGUGGGGCUGAGAAGGGAGAGCUGAGGCUCCCUUCUUCACUCCAGCAGUUGCAAUUCAUGCCAGGAGUUGUCCGGCCAGUGUACAGUUUUUCUAACACUUGCGGAACCAGCUUCCUGUUGCUCGCCUGGAGGCAUUCCAGCCCCCAGCUCUGACCCCUUCCCAUGGUCCAAGUCCCACCUUAUGGGGCCUCUCCUCUAAAUGCUACCUCUUCCUUUUGUACUUUCAGUCCUAGAGGUAGAAUUUCUUCCUGCUAUACCCUUAGAGUUCUCUUUUCACCCUUUCAGUUAACUAGUUAACAACUUUAUGCCUAGUUAACAAUUUUAUAUAUUAAUGUAUCUCAGUUAAAGUAACCGAUGUGGUUCUGUCUCCUCACUGGACCCUGACUUUGUAGGUGAAUAUGGGGAAACCCUAGGAAAGUGUGGAGGGUAAUGAAGAGAGCUUUGCAAAGGACCCUGGGGCCACCUAUAUUUAAGGGCUGCCAGCCCUUAAGGACUGGACCAGGGAGAUGCUGGAGAACCCAGAAGAUUCUGUGUCUAAAGUCAACAAGGAAAGAGAGAACAUUCAGACUAGAGAGAGAAUUAUUAAUGGGGCAAGGUUCCUGAGAAGGUGGAGGGAGUAGGCUUUUUCCUGGAAAGGAAAGGAAAGCAAUGAAGGCGAGUGAAGGGCAGAUGGGGAGGUCAUGGACUGAGAGUGCAGGAUGUGGAGAGGAGGUUUGCAAUAGCCUUUGAAGAGGAUGGAAGAGAGGGCCAGGGGUUUCCUGGGGGACAGUGCCGAGGGUCAGUGGGAGGGGGCAGUCAGAGAACAGGAUGUUGACGUGAUUCUAAUCCACAUCACUGUGUGUGUGUGUGCUGUUAGGACAUAGCAGCCUUUUGUAGGGUGUUGACAGUGAGAUUAACUCAAGGGAAGGAGUUUGCGCCAGGUGCUCAUGAGACGUGGGGUACGAGCAUGAGGGGGAUUACGUGAAGCACCCUGGGCCGUGGCUGGCUAGAAAACGAAGUGAAGCUCACGGGGACUGAGGUACAAAACCACACAACUCUGUUUGAGCAUGUGAGCGUGUGCAUAGGGUUGAACUCUCUUUAAAGCCAUAAAAGGAAAAGUUUCCAAAUAUACUCUGGCCAGGCAGAAGAAAAUCCCCCACAGAGACGGGACACUAGUUUUAAUAAAACGUGGUGGUUCAUUUUUAGUUCCAACCUAAUUUACAAAUUACCCAAGUCAAACAGCUUAUAAAUCUGCAUACUUAAAGUCCUUAUUUAUUUAGGAAAGGAGCUGUUUUUGAGAAGUAGUGUAAUAAAAAGCUUAGAAAACUUUAGAACACCUCAAAUAUGAAGAACCAGGGAUAUUGUUGGAAUGAACACUGCUUUUUCUUUUACUAUUUAAACUUUCUUGUGGCUGAGAUCAAGUCUGAUAAGCACUUUAACUUGGGCAAAUAACGACAGUAAUAAAAUACUAUGUCACUGCAAAAUAUAUGAAAUGCCUGGGCUUCCGAACUUUUCCAAUAAUUUUCUUGUAAAUGCAUUUGUAUGGGGAUAGUUUCCCCCUAGGACAGACUAUAAUUUAAAGAGCUUGAAUUCACUACAGCCCAAUAAAUUACUAUUUCCCCUUAAUGUUGGCAACUAGUGAUUUAUUUUAGUCAAAUUGCAGACCUCACUAGGCAUGCUUUACUGUAAAGGAGGACUUUUUAGUGUCUUAUUUGGAGGAAGCAUAAAAGCUAUUAAAUUCAUAAAUUAAUUUGCCCAUGAAUUCCUAGUUUGCUCUGAUUUGUAGACUGUUUUGUUCAAAAAUACUUGCAUUAUACACAAGCAACUAAAAUAUACAACUAUUAGUAAUUCU